AUGUACACCCCUACUCCACUGUGUCUCUAUGCGGCCGUCACGCGCAGGCUGCAUUACAGCGGGGUGGGGGCGUCGAGUCAGUCUGGCGCUGCAUCUUCGCCAAGCACGGCGUCCUUGUCCACGUCGGAGGGUGUCAGCUACGCCUCGCACUUGGCUGCUUCGGAGGACCACUACGCACAGUGGGGCCGUGCGCUGCUGGAGGAGAACAACAGGCGAAUUGGGCCAGAGCAGAUGUUUCGCACUGCCAUUCGGGCCCAGCAGCAGCUGCAGAGUCUUGCUGACAAGUGGACGCCAGAUGCAAAGAUUUACUGCUGCGGGUCCUUGGUGACGCACGGACAGAUGGAGUGGGGCAGCGACCUUGACCUCGCCUGCGUCUUCGACGACCCAUAUCCCGAUCACUCUGUGCAGGCGAAACGCACGGAGAAACUGUGGUCUGUUAUUAAGCGGUACAUGCCGCACUACCUGAGGAGCAACCUCAUGUGCCUCACGGAGGCUCGCACCCCCGUCGUGAAGCUGCGCUACGUCAACGACGAUAAGGUCGGGCGGGCCCGGUACACCGUGCUGACCGAGGAGGAGGACCGCAAGUCACGCACGGCCCUGUGGGACAUACGGAACCGCUACCUAGGCACAAAGGAUCUCGAGUACAUCGCCACAAAGAUGGGGCGGGAAAACGUUGAGGGCAUCUGGGUGGAGCGGACGACGUACGGCUGCCGGUGCGCGGUGCAGUGCACGUCGCGCGAGCAAGCCAUCGAGGCCGUCGGCUUCUUCCCGGAUGGAGUGAUCAUGACCAAGGGCAUGCGUGAGGACUACACCCGAGACAUGCUGGACCCACGAUUCGUCCCAGAGGUGUUCAUGUACAAGUGGGAUAUCUCUUUCGUCGCCUAUGGCGUCAAGAACAGCUACUUGCUCCGCCAUUACUUGCACAGCGGUCCUCCAGCUGCCCGCCACGCGGCCAUGGCUGCCAAGGCGUGGGGCAAGGCCUCCGGCGUGGGUCUGGGGACAGCCGCCAUGCUCACCUCCUAUGCUGUGACCGUCCUGUUUGUUCACUACCUCUUUGCGACGCGUCAGCUGGCCUGGAUCGACCCGUGGUCGCUGGCCCACCCCGUCCACAUGCCGCGCUACCCGGACUUCUCUCCGCUCUUGGACUGCGACCCGGUUGCACUCGGCAAGCUCUUACACGGCUUCUUCAUCUACUACGCGGCGCACUUCGACUACGAGACGAAUAUCGUCAGCCUCAGCCGCCCGCGUGUCUCCCUCCGCUCUGAUGUGAACUGGCACUUUCCGCAGAACAAGCAAGGGACUUUCAGCUACCUCCUCGGCAUCGAGGAUCCAUACGAAGACGUCGGCACAGGCGGACUGAACCUUGGUCGCCACCUGCACCCAGCCAAGUUCAAUCAGGUGAAGCAGGAGUUCGCGCGUGCGGCGACCACGAUGGAGCGCUACGUGCCGUCGAAUUUACCCGAGAAGACGAUCCUCGGCGUCAGACGCGCGAGUUCGUCGAACCACCACCACCACUACCACCACCAUAACCGCUUUGACUAG
Leishmania braziliensis MHOM/BR/75/M2904 is the source of this 1542-nucleotide messenger RNA. RefSeq names its product RNA editing 3' terminal uridylyl transferase 2. Gene Ontology annotation, molecular function: nucleotidyltransferase activity. The record is from RefSeq and is a predicted model, not a curated record. The transcript has a single exon. Gene Ontology annotation, biological process: RNA 3'-end processing. Bases 1 to 1542 code for a protein of 513 amino acids. NCBI's taxonomy places the organism in Eukaryota, Euglenozoa, Kinetoplastea, Trypanosomatida, Trypanosomatidae.